Geodia barretti is the source of this 1674-nucleotide messenger RNA. The record is from the annotation of a GenBank genome assembly. Lineage: Eukaryota; Metazoa; Porifera; Demospongiae; Tetractinellida; Geodiidae.
AUGCAAGAGAAGAUAAGAUGGGGCAUACUGGGUCCCGGCACUAUUUCGCAGAAGUUUGCCACUGGAUUGAAAGCGAUCCCUGAUGCAGAAAUUACCGCUGUCGGCUCGCGGAACCUCCAAAGAGCCAACGCAUUUGCGGACACGUUUCGUAUCCCACACAGACACGGGAAUUAUGCCGACCUUGCACAUGAUCCCGAAGUAGAUGUUAUUUACGUGGCAACGCCACAUCCUUUUCACAAAGAGUGCGCGAUUCUGUGUUUGGAAGCGGGAAAGGCGGUUCUAUGUGAAAAGCCUCUCACUGUGAAUGCUGAACAGGCUGCGGAGAUGAUCGCAUGCGCACGACAAAAUAACCAAUUUCUGAUGGAAGCCAUGUGGACCCGUUUUCUCCCCGUAAUCGUUAAAGUUCGGGAGUGGUUGGCUGAGGGUGCGAUAGGUGAACCGCGGACGCUAACAGCGGAUCACGCAUCCCGUAAGGUUCUGAGCACUGAGACCCGUGAAGGCAGGCUAUUCAAUCCAGAACUCGGCGGUGGUGGACUUCUGGAUGUUGGGGUCUACACGAUCGCGUUGGCAUAUAUGAUAUUUGGCACACCCUCUAAAAUCACGAGCCUCGCACACAUCGGGGAAACCAAUGUGGAUGAACAAGCCGCUAUCCUGCUCGGCUACGAUGCUGGGCAAAUAGCCAACCUAUUCUGCGCCAUCAGAACCGAGACCUUGAAGGAAGCACGCAUCAUCGGCACCAAAGGGUCAAUCCAUAUCCCCGAAUUCUGGCAAGCGACCUCCGCAACGCUUAUUCGGAUUGGAAAAGAGCCCGUACACAUCGAAAUACCCUUUGAAAGCAACGGCUACGAAAACCAAGCGAUAGAGGUUAUCAGGUGUCUCCGAGAAGGGAAACUUGAAAGUGAUGUGAUGCCGUUGGAUGAAUCCCUAUCCAUCAUGAAGACUAUGGACACUAUUAGAUUCCAAUGGGGAUUGAGAUAUCCAAAGUUUAGUGUGUUAACGAAGGAUCACCCGUUUCUCAAGUCAAUCGACGGCUGCCGCGAGUUCAUACAGAAAGCGUUAGAAGUCCCCCCGUUCGGUGAGUUGUUGCUAUGGGGUAUUGAUGAACUGCUGACCUAUCACUACCUCAUCGCUGAAGUAUUCCGCGAAUCUGAUGUCUCAUACCAGCAAUUUUGGGCGAUGUCGAAAACAGAACAAGCGGAACUGAUUUGGCAGACGCUGUUCAUUGAGAAUUCACCGCUGAGCGAGGCAUGCCGCGGCGUUGUGACGACCUUAGAUGUGUUAGGCUUGGACGUUGGUUCACGAAACCUACAGGACUACCGUGCCUAUUUUGCGGAUACUACCGUCGAGGCAUUUAUCGACACCGUCUUUGAACGCGCGAAAGUCUCUAAAGUGGUGAUGACGAACGAUCCAUUUGAUUCGGCGGAGGCACCGGUGUGGCAAUCCGGCGACACUGGCGACACGCGCUUUGAAGCGGCACUUCGGAUGGAUGUCCUUAUCAAUACCUAUGAAGAAGUCGGUUAUGAACAUCUCCGGGGUCUCGGCUACGAUGUCGAUUCCCAAUCUAUCAACGGAGAAAACCUACAAAGAAGUCCGCCGAUUUUUAGAGACAUGGAUUCAGCGGAUGCGCCCAAAAUACAUGGCGGUCUCUCUCCCACCCGAUUUCCAAUAUCCUGA